CUCGUUGCGUCUGUUUGGCGCUCUUCACUCUCGCCUGCUCUGGCGCGUUUUUGAAAGAGCUAGCGCGUCAGUAAUAUGUGUUCUCGGACCAACACGACCAGUUUAACGACUUGGUGUUCGGUUCGGCGCCCGACAUGGUGACGGUAUUUGGACUUCCUUCACGGCUUCCACUGGGGAGAGUUAUGGUCGACGUCGCAGCUGGUUGUCGUUGUUAGCUUACUGUUGUACAGUGGAGUUUACAUGUCGAGCAAACCACGGACGCCUUUCUCUGAGAGACGUCGUCGACUGCUGGUGCAACGACAUCAAUUCUCUUCCCUGCGUUUUGGACCAUCGUGACCUUCAAACUAUGGCAGGAGUUGUGGCUAUGGCAUCUGUUAUUGAGGACUUUGACACUCAGCCAUGCAAGAAAGCUCGCAAAGAUGGCGGCAGUCCCAUUGUUAAGACAAUCACGAACUAUUUUUCUCCGCUCCCGAAGCCGGCGGAGAAGCCUUUUUCUCCUCCUCGCUCCAACAACAUCAUGGACUACUUCAGCAAAAGACCUAAUUUAGUCUCUAAAGAAAAGAGCAGUUCACCAGAGCAGCCCAAAGAAUCAUGUCAGAAGAAUCAGUCAGUAGAAAAGCAAUCCACUCCAGAGGCACUAUCGAAGCAACCGCCUCAAAAACGCAGAAAAAAAACAAACGUUUCCAGGAAGCUUGUGGAGGAUAAAGCUGUUGAUGAAGAUUGCAGCUUUGUUGUUCAAGAUUCACCAGAGAGGAAUGUCUCUGCACCGAAAUCAAGAAAGCCCUCUCAAAAGAAACAGAAAAGAGCUGAGAAAUGCUUGGUGGAAAAUGAGUGCAAGACUGUAGAGCCAACUGAAGAGGAUUGUUCUAUAGAACAGCCUGAAGUCCAAGUAAUAAGCAGUAGUUCACCCUCUUCUGUUGUGUUACCAAAAGAUAAAGUGAAACGCAACAGGAAACCAGCAGCAAAGUCUAAAAAGGAUGAUGAACCGGUGAAACAAAUUGAAGCAGAGGUGAAAGAGGCGGCUAGUUUCCUCUCUGAUGCGAGCAUGGAGGUGAAUGUGGACGAGAACUCUGAGUUGAACAGUAGCACUGUCAUGAUCUCCUUUGAGGAUUUCGUGCGCAGUCACAGCCAAGAUGAUGCAGAGGAGGUUGGAGAUGAUGAGCAAUGCAAGGCUCCUUCAGUUCAAGUCGUAGACGAAGUUGAAAUAAAGGAAAAUGAGCCGUUACAGCCCCCUGUAUCUAAUGAAGCCUCUGGAGAAGCACCCCUCCAGGUGCCACAGCGUACUCUCACUAUCCAAGCUGAGGUGCAUAAGUGUAAGGAGCCAGUGGGAAAGGUUGCUUCCAUAUUCAACAAGAGGAAUGUUGUGGGUUCCCCAGCAGAAGUAGCAUCAGUCGGCAAAUCUCCUUCUCCGACUGUGAAGCGCAGGUCCAAUGUUGUCCUGCUGGAGGAAGAGCUUGAGCUGCUGGUGCUUGAAAGUGACUCCACAUCUAAGUGCAGCGAGUCGGAGAGAAAGCAGUUCAUGGCUGCCUUCAAACAAGCCGGUAAAGUUGCCAAAACUCAGGAGAAGCUGAAGAAACCUGCAGACAAGGACGCUGAAGAGGGUGCCGCUAGACCUCCCGUCGACGAGCAAGCGCCCCCUGUUGCCCAGGGGGAUAAAGUUGUCAAAAAGAAGCCUGGGAGGAAAACGAAAAAGAAGGCGAACGUCGACUCAGCAGCUGCCACCCAGAGUCCUGCUGAAGAAGCCGUGGUCGUGAAGGAGAACAAGACUGGUGCUACAGAGUCAAAUGAUUCCGCUCCAGCAACGAGGCGGUCUCUAAGAGGAGGUGCCGGGAGUCGCACCCCGAUAGCUCCUCAGAUGGAUGGCAGUGCCAAGCCAGCAGCUGAGGAGGCAUCAUUGGGAACUCCUGUCAGCAUAUCGACGCCACGGAAACGUAAGUCUCGCCAUGGAGUUUUUGUUGCAGAGCUGGUGUGUCCGCCUGACACCAAGGAGAGUCCCAUCAGAAUCAGGUUGACCAGAGUCCGACGAGACAGUGAUAAAGGAGAAAAUGGCGUCAACAGUCCUUUAUCCUCCAAGAACGAGUCUGAAAAACAGAAGCAGGCAAAGAAGUUGGUGGAGAAGGCCAAGGCGAUUAAGAAGAGUAAGAAAGCUGUGGAGGUGAAGGGCACCUUGAGGCGUUCAUCCCGCUCUGAGACGUCCGCCUCAAAGACCUACUGCGAGGACGAGGAUUCUAUCAUUUGCCUCGAUGAUGCCCCGGCUGCACCAGCCAAGGGAGCGGUGGAGAAGAAUAAACCGAAGAAGUCUCUCCGCAGUUUAAACGACGUGCUGGGAAAACAGGCGUCUCAUGGGAAAGGCUCCAAACAGACAACUGCAAGCCAAGAGAAGAACGUCCGGAAGGUGUCUAUAUUUGACGAGAGCAGCCGCGAGGGGUCAGAGAACUCCCAGGAUGACGAGCAGUUCAAGGCCCGCAGGGAGUUCCUGAAGAGCGGCUUGCCAGAGAACUUCAGGAAGCAGAUCGCCAAAGCUGCAGCCACCAGAGAGGCCUAUUCUGCACAAUGUUUAUCCUUCCAAUCGGUUCUACACGCGACUCAGCCGCCGACAGAUUGUCCCCUUUGGAGUCUUCCGUGGCCAAAAUGUCCAUUACUGUCGGAUCUGAAGGAGCCAUGGAGCCAGAAGAUCAGCUCUGCUCUCUCAUGUAGUGGGCACUUUAGUAUGAAAACAGAAGCAGCACGUAAAGUUUCACAUGGAAGAGUUUCGGGGUGGAGGCCUGACAUUGCUGCAGAUGUCCUCCAGAUUCUAAUAGAAGAUGUCCGUUCCUGCAACUCUUCCUUCCCUGUUCAGAUGUUCCUGACUCGCUUGAAGACAAAGUGUUCAGAAUACCAUCAGCUCUGCAGUUCAGAAGCCGCAGCAAAAGUCACAAGCACAGACUCAUCAGUCAAAGCUGGCGGCAAGGGGAAGAGGAAACGCUUGGAUGACGACGGAGUCAAAGCUGCGAAGAAGCAGAGAGCCGGCCUUGGAGAUGACAGUGUUUCGGUAGAGGUGGAACCUUCAAGGAGGGCGAGGCGUAGACGAAGUGCCCAGAAACAAAGUGUGGCGGAGAAGAAGGAAGCGGCCUCCGUCUCUGGCGAAGACUCGCCCUCUAAAGACGACGCGAGCGUAGAAACAGAUGUGGUCAGGGAAGAUGUUCUGUGGACGGACAAGUAUCAGCCUCAGCACUCCAGUGACAUCGUGGGGAAUACGGCAUCAGUGAGGAGGCUGCACAGCUGGUUGAAGGAGUGGAAGCUGCGUGCUGAUAGAGAAGAGAAAAGACAGAGGGAGCCAAAGAAGCCGGAGGACAGCAGUGUCGAUUCUGACUGGGACGGCGGCGACGACUCUGUGUUUGCUGAGGACGGCCUCUGUAACACAGUCCUCAUCACUGGCCCCACUGGAGUCGGGAAGACAGCUGCUGUUUACGCCUGUGCUCAGGAGCUGGGUUUUAAGGUGUUCGAGGUGAACGCGUCCUCUCAGCGCAGCGGCCGGCUGAUCCUGUCCCAGCUGCGAGAAGCCACCCAGUCCCACCAGGUGGACAGUCAAGGGGUCAACGCCCACAAACCCACCUACUUCACCAGCUACAGCACUGGCAGCAGCACCAGCUCGGUCAAACACGGCAUCUCGCCCCGGAAGAUGAACUCGCCUCGCAGGGUCGUGUCGUCGCCGAGAAAACUCCCCCAGUCUCCUCGAGGUAGCAAGCGAGGAGGCUUGGCUCCGACCUCGUUGGCUAAAUUCUUCAAACCCGGCGCUGACAGCUCUAAGAAGGAGCAUCAGAAGUCAAAGAGCUCCACACAUGAAGCUCCUCUCAAAUCCAAGAACACUCUGAAGUCACCCACAUCCAGCACUGAGGAGCAGAGCAAGAAGACGGCCACCUCACUGAUCCUGUUUGAGGAGGUGGAUGUCAUUUUUGAGGAGGACUCUGGAUUUUUGGCUGCGAUCAAGACGUUCAUGGCGACGACUAAGCGGCCCGUGAUCCUCACGACCAGUGACCCUGCUUUCAGCACCAUGUUCGACGGACACUUUGAGGAGAUACAUUUCAAAACCCCCUCACUGGUGAACGUGUGCAGCUACCUGCGCCUGCUGUGCCUGACGGAGAACCUGAGGACUGACGCGUCCGACGUCAACGCGCUGCUCAGACUGAACAACUGUGAUGUCAGGCAGAGCUUACUUCAAAUGCAGUUUUGGGCUCGCAGCGCGGGAGGUCGCCAUGACGACCGUCAGCUGCAGGCUCGCAAAGAUGGAGAAGCAGGGACGUCUGGUGAAGUGAAGGAUCUGCCUCUCUGUGACACUGGCUGCACAGAGAGCGCGCUGGGCCUGAUCAACAGCCAAACAGAGAAGAGCAUUUGGGAUCUUCUCAAGACUCAAACUCAAGAUGUGGCUAGCUGGGCUCUGCUAGUGGAAGGCCUUCGACGUGGAUUUAACCUCACCUACUCCAACAUGGAAAGCCUGGUGCCCUUACCUCAGAAGGAGCUGGAACCCUUCACGAAGAAACCUCAGCUUUCUCAACGAGAGAAACCCCUUCCCGUCCCGCCUCCAGAACCGACCUCAUUUUUACCUUCUGCAGAGUCGGACGACGGGAGUCCAGUGAAGUUAUCGCACAGAAUGAAGAAAAACAAGCGGACACGGCAGUCAGCUGACAAAGGUGGACUUCAAUCUGACUCCGACUCGGGGGAUGGGUUUCUAUCCCUCUCCAAACCACAGCCUGAUUUAAAAGAAGAAAUGAAUAAGAAUCUAACUGUAAGAAGUCGGGCGCUGACUGCAGAGGAGCGGCUCACAAGUCUCCCCGUCUCCCAGGGUCUUCAGGCCAUAGCAGACUUUUUUGACUCCAUGUCCUUCGCUGACAGCUUCACACAGAGAAACCCUCCGGCACUUUCCGCGGUGAAAGACGGAAUGAUGGAUGAGCCGAGGAUGGAUUGUGACCGUUCGAGCUGCGAGGAAAAGGAGCGUGUGUUGGAGGUGCAGGCGGCUGUGGAAGCGCUGAGCUUUCACAAGUGCAGGACAUCUCUCACCGAGGCCCGUGACCAAGCGCUGAAGCUGGAUGAGGAGCUGGGAAGAAAGGCCAUGGAGGAGCUGACCCUUCCUGUGGCGCCUCACCGGGCCAGUUUCAGCUUCACAGCAGGCGACCCGUGUCCGGCACAUUUGGCCACUCACAGACGGGAUGUGAUGGAUUCGCUGGUGUGCAGAGGGGCGUUUGGGGCCGUUGACAGACGGCUGAUGGGGCUGGACUACCUGCCAACACUUCGGACCAUCUGCAGGUCCGAGCAGCUCAAAGAGCAGGAGAAAGUGAAGCGAAGGUUUCUGCACUAUCUGGACUCGAUCCACCUCGGAGUCGACAGAGAAACUCUGCAGCACCUUGCAGAAGAAUUUCCUGGAUCUCAUACACGACUGAAGCCGUGCAGAUGAAUAGUCGACUGACUUGUCCUGAAUCAUGUGACACACCCAUUCGGCCACUUGGCAAAUAUUUUUAUACAGUUUUUAUUCUGAGCUUCACUAACUGCCUGGAAUUUUCCAGCAUAAUAUGUACAGUUGCCUCCUAAUGUAAAGUUAUGUUAAAUAGUUAAAGAGGGUUUGUAUAAAAAUAGAAUUUGUGAGUUUAACUCUUUUGUACGAACAGCAUUGUGUUUCAAAGUCAAGCUAUUACUUCUUUUUAUUUUUACUUCCACAAUGACAUUUGCUUUUUUGUGAUUUGUUUUCAGUUUUUAUUUUUAUUUUUGUUGUGACCUAAUAAAGGAAACCUGAAAGCCGGAA
This is a messenger RNA of Synchiropus splendidus (mandarinfish), 5776 nucleotides long. RefSeq names its product ATPase family AAA domain containing 5a (gene atad5a). Gene Ontology annotation, cellular component: nucleus. Gene Ontology annotation, molecular function: ATP binding; DNA binding; ATP hydrolysis activity. NCBI's taxonomy places the organism in Eukaryota, Metazoa, Chordata, Actinopteri, Syngnathiformes, Callionymidae. The record is from RefSeq and is a predicted model, not a curated record. The coding region runs from base 347 to 5431 and encodes 1694 amino acids. The transcript has 22 exons.